AUGUCCCCCUCCGUCGGCUACUCCGUAUCCCCCAUUGUGGAAGAGGGAAGUAUCUCUAGACGUGUUGGCGAUGCUCUCGUCACGGUCUCCGCCUGCAAUGCCGACGUAUUCGACAACUUUUAUCUCUACAACAUCGCCAAAGGAUACGUUCUGACCAGCCCCAAGCGUGGUUAUGGGGCGAGCGUUUCGCUUCAACGCCGAGUUUUUGCUGGGCCAAUCCCUCCAGGCUACAUUGUUGACCACGUUGACCAGAACCCUCUAAACAACGUGUUGUCCAACCUCCGCCUGCGACUUCUUGAGCCGCGCAGCAACUUGCUUGUCGUGACGGGCGCAAAUCGACCCAAGAAACCCUCUGCCAAGGUCACUCGUAAACAGGUGACUGCUAUGAUGGUAUAUAGGCGUCAAUUUCAUAAUUUUGAAAAGGCUGCCCACUGGCGCCAAAGGAAAGCUGAAGAAAUCUACCCCGAAAAUUCCCCCGACACCUCUGAAACCGAGGAAGAAUAG
Messenger RNA from Moesziomyces antarcticus, 504 nucleotides. RefSeq lists its product as uncharacterized. Bases 1 to 504 code for a protein of 167 amino acids. The transcript is spliced from 2 exons. NCBI's taxonomy places the organism in Eukaryota, Fungi, Basidiomycota, Ustilaginomycetes, Ustilaginales, Ustilaginaceae. The record is from RefSeq and is a predicted model, not a curated record.